UUCAAAACGUCAGUCAAAAUUAUCUGUAAACCGCUCCGUUCUGCGCAGAACAGCGAAAAACAAAGCACAAUCCUGGGAACAUACAAAACUAUGAAUGAACUGAAGACUUGUUUACGAUAUUUUACUUCCUUGAGUCACGCUCUAAUGAUUUUGAUGUCUGUGACGUAAUAUAUUAGCUUUGGACAAACAACCGCAAAGCCAAAACUGUUUUGGUAGAUUUGGUGAUAAAAACUCUACCAGUUAAGUUUUAAUUAUAGAGCGAAUACUUGGACCAAUUAAAUAUAUUUUACAUGUCUCUGGGGACGGUGUCAUAUUUACAAAUUAUAUUCAUAUUAUUUAUUUGUCGCCAUGACAGCAAAACAUUUAAUUAAAUAAAUGUUUUCAAUCAUUGUUUGGUAAUCACAUAAUUUAAGGCAGAAACAAAUGACCAGUCAUGUCAGGCUUUUAGUGAAAAUAUUACUAAAACAGUUUUGCCUACCUGGUUUCAAUGACGAAGUGUGGUUUACCACACUCCAAAUGUAUUUUGUCUUUGUAUUUGUCAAACGUUUAUAUUGCAGUAUACAGAAGAAUCAUAGUGCAGUUUCCAAAAAUCAGUCGAGAAAAACAGUUUCAUUUGUUGAUAUGCCUUUAGUUGAUUCAGACACAGCCAGGCAAAACAAACAGAACCGUAAACAGGAUUUUCCCAGAAGAAGGCCCUGUAGUUCCCGCUGUUCCCAGAACCUAACUUGGUUUGUUCGUCGACGAAUCGGAAAAACAACAAGAGCAAUGCGAUGUGUUGCAGUACACAACGAAGAAACAUUUCAGAAGACAGAGACGAUUCACUCUUUGUUGGACAAUGUUUCUUCGCAAGAACCACGUAAUAGCAGACUUGCGCUAAAGCCCGACAAAUAUACAAAAACAAAAGCUCAAAUUCGACAACAAGAGAAACAACUAAUCAGCGCUCCAUCAGAUACGAUUGAACACGACAUCACUAAAUUUGCUCCUAACUUCGAUCGCUUUCAGUCGAACGAAUUAAAACUAACCAAAAAGAAAAGCCAAGGGGAUAUGAUUAGCAUGAAAUACGGAUUUGAGCUGCCCAAUGUAGGUGACAUGAUCUUGAGCAAAUAUGAACAUCCGCAAUCGAACAACAACCAUAAACCUGAAGAAGAAACGACAACAAUUCAGCAAUCUAAAUCCCAAGAAAGAAAUAUCCAUAUAAAGAAGAGGCUGUUGACAGAAGCAAAGGAGAAUGAAAUUAUGCGAAAUCAGAGCGGGGGUCUUGCUUUUGAACACCACCACUUGCAGCGCUAUAGCAGAGCAUACCGUGACGUCAUUGAACGGGUAAAAGCCGCCAUGAAAAUCCGAUACAACGGAAUGCUUCUGCGUUUACCGAACUCAAAAGAAAUAAAAAGAAAGCAAUUGUGCUAUGAUUGUGCGACCAAUGCUCAUAAAGAAUACACCAUUGCUGGUCUUAAUUCUAACAUACAGUUUCACGGCAUACUGAGUGCAAGUUGUGGUUUUAAUCAAUCCUGUCCUAUUGUUCAAACAAUUAACAGUCGAUUUCAUGAUCUUCGGCUAAACAAAUGUGUUUCAAUUUCCGAAAAAGCUGAUAAAAUGGAGAAAGUAUUAAAUCUCGUUCUACAGGACAUGUACAGCAAAACCUACUUAAAUCGAGGACAGUUAAAAAGUGAAACUUAUCGCACUGCUGUUUUGUAG
Molecule: messenger RNA, 1695 nt
Organism: Ciona intestinalis (vase tunicate)
Lineage: Eukaryota; Metazoa; Chordata; Ascidiacea; Phlebobranchia; Cionidae
Source: RefSeq, a predicted model, not a curated record